Messenger RNA from Ananas comosus (pineapple), 1233 nucleotides. RefSeq lists its product as uncharacterized. The coding region runs from base 101 to 856 and encodes 251 amino acids. Gene Ontology annotation, molecular function: ubiquitin protein ligase activity. Gene Ontology annotation, biological process: protein ubiquitination. The transcript is spliced from 5 exons. Lineage: Eukaryota; Viridiplantae; Streptophyta; Magnoliopsida; Poales; Bromeliaceae. The record is from RefSeq and is a predicted model, not a curated record.
GCGGAGGAGAGAGAGGCGACGAGGGAGGAGACGCGAGGGUUAGGGUUUUGUGGGGGGUUCGGGGUGGGGCGCUGGAUGAGCGAUAGUGGUGAGGCGGGGGAUGGUGCUGUGCUCCAUGCGGAAGUCGUUCAAGGAUUCGCUCAAGGUGCUCGAAGCUGAUAUCCAGCACGCCAAUAAUUUGGCAUCGGAAUAUCCAAGGGAAUAUGAUGGCGCAUGUCUUCAGAUGCGACUGUCGUAUAGUCCUGCUGCACACAUGUUCCUUUUCCUAGUGCAGUGGACGGACUGCAGCCUUGCUGGGGCUCUUGGUUUACUGAGAAUUUUAAUUUACAAGAUUGACAUGCAGGUUUAUGUUGAUGGGACAACAACUAUGUCGACCCAUGAAAGGAAAGCAAGCAUUAGAGAAUUCUAUGCUGUAAUUUUUCCCUCUUUGCUGCAACUGCAAAAGGGGAUCACUGAUGUGGAAGAAAAAAAGCAGAAGGCGGUUUGUAUGGAGCGGUAUAGGAGGAGAGACGAUGAUGAGAAUAUGCAGUUAUCUGACAUAGAUGCUGAGAGGGAGGAAGAAUGCGGGAUUUGCAUGGAGAUGAACAGCAAGAUUGUGUUGCCCAACUGCACCCAUGCCAUGUGCCUUGAGUGUUACAAUGACUGGAACUCGAGGUCGCAAUCAUGCCCCUUCUGCCGCGACAGCUUAAAGAGAGUUAACUCUGACCAUUUAUGGAUAUACAUAGACGCGAGAGAUAUCGUUGACCAGGGCACCGUCUCGAGAGAAAACCUCAGGCGCCUCUUCAUGUACAUAAACAAAUUGCCGCUGAUUGUUCCCGACGUAGUCUUCGAUUCCUACGAUUCUCACGUCAAAUGAGCUUACCACGCCUGAUUCCCAUUACUGCUGGUGGCUUUCACAUUCACGCCCUCAGCUAGUGCCGCCGCUCCACACUCAGUCUCGAUCGUUUUAUGCUCGAGAGUUCUUUCCACUUUCUGUUUCGAGUAAUGAAGCUAGCUUCUGCUACUUCCGAAAGCAGCUCGAGAACUCGAAGAAGCUGGUAGUGGAAUUUGUCUAUAAGUUUCUGUUAAGAUCUUCUCUAGCUUGUAAAUGAGCCGCCUUACGGUUAAGGUGGUAGUUAUGUUGAACUAAUUCCGUAGAGCGUAAGCAAUAUAUAGCCAUCUGUAUGUAUUUCUCUUCUCGCCGCUUUAUAACACUUGUUUCAUCUAUGAAAAGAAAGCUAUAAUUUCCACUAA